Trichophyton benhamiae CBS 112371 is the source of this 810-nucleotide messenger RNA. RefSeq lists its product as uncharacterized. Bases 1 to 810 code for a protein of 269 amino acids. Gene Ontology annotation, molecular function: catalytic activity. The transcript has a single exon. The record is from RefSeq and is a predicted model, not a curated record. NCBI's taxonomy places the organism in Eukaryota, Fungi, Ascomycota, Eurotiomycetes, Onygenales, Arthrodermataceae.
AUGUCCCAGAACGACCAUGCACGCUUCCUCCGUAGCCUUCACAGGAAAGGCAACCCUCUUGUUCUUUGCAAUGUAUAUGACGGCCGAACCGCAGACAUUGUCCUUAGCCACAAAGGAAGCAAUGGUGAACACUCGGCCAAAGCCUUAGCCACCAGCAGUUUUGCUGUUGCAGCAGUACACGGGAAGCCAGACGAGGAACUUGAACCGGAGAUGCUUGCCAUGGCGGCCAAAGAUAUAGUUGGUGUAAUCAACCGCCACGUAUCAGCUAGAAACAACAGCGAACCCAUCCCGCUUUCCAUUGACAUGCGUGACGGAUGGGGAGACCGACUCGAGGAGACCAUCACUUCACUGAUUGAAGCUGGCGUGGUGGGAUGUAACCUGGAAGACGAAGAUAAUGAAACUGGAAAAUGCAUGCCUUUACCCCAAGCUGUGGACCGUAUUAAAAGAGUCAUGGCCAAAGCAGCUGAGCUUGGGGUCCCUGAUUUCGUUAUCAAUGCACGAACAGACGUCUUGGGGCACGGUGGGACAAUAGAAGAAGCUAUUUCAAGGGGUAAGGCCUUCAUGGAGGCUGGUGCCUUUUGUAUCUUCAUUUGGGGCGGUAACCAUGGACGUGGAGUGUCUAAGGAGGAAGGGCAGAUGUGCGUUAAUGCAUUUGAUGGACUUUGGAAUGCAAGGUUGAAGACAGGGCCGGGCUACUUGACCGUGAAAGAGCUAACUGAUAUGGGUGUUAGAAGGAUCAGCCUGGGAAAGGAAUUGGGUGACAUUGCAAUGGAAGCAUAUCGUGCCGCCGUGGAGAAGGUUUUGGCUUGA